AUGCCAUUGAGACAGCAGAAACUGACUUUGCGCAGAGGCGGACGCGGUGGAUUCACUCCCCGAGGCGGCGGUGACCGCGGUGGUCGCGGAGGCGGUCGCGGCGGCUUUGGCGAUCGCGGCGGACGUGGAGGCGGUCGUGGCGGUGCCCGAGGUGGCUUUGGUGACCGCGGUGGACGAGGCGGAGGCCGUGGCGCUCCCCGUGGUCGUGGUGCGCCGCGUGGUGGAGGACGUGGUGGAGCCCGAGGUGGAGCCAAGGUCAUUGUCGAGCCCCAUCGCCACGCCGGUGUCUUUGUCGCCCGCGGCAAGGAGGAUCUCCUCGUCACCAAGAACCUGACGCCCGGUGAGAGCGUCUACGGCGAGAAGCGCAUCAGCGUUGGCGCCGACAAGCCUGCCAACGGCGACGAUGCGCCGCCCACCAGCACCGAGUACCGCGUGUGGAACCCCUUCAGGAGUAAGUUGGCCGCCGGUAUCCUCGGUGGUGUCGACAACAUCUACAUGGGCCCUGGCAGCAAGGUCCUCUACCUCGGUGCUGCCUCCGGUACUAGUGUGUCUCACGUUGCCGACAUUGUUGGACCCGAGGGCACCGUUUUCGCCGUCGAGUUCUCCCACCGCUCUGGCCGUGAUCUGAUCAACAUGGCCACCCACCGCACAAACGUCAUCCCCAUUGUCGAGGAUGCGCGUCACCCGCUCAAGUACCGCAUGUUGGUCGGCAUGGUUGACUGCAUCUUCGCCGAUGUUGCUCAGCCCGAUCAGGCCCGUAUUGUUGGUUUGAACGCCGGUCUCUUCCUCAAGGUUGGCGGAGGUAUCGUCAUCUCCAUCAAGGCCAACUGUAUCGAUUCGACCGCCGCACCUGAAGCCGUCUUUGCCCAGGAAGUCGCCAAGCUGAGGGAGAUGGGCAUCAAGCCCAAGGAGCAGCUGACGCUCGAGCCCUUUGAGCGUGAUCACGCCAUGGUUGUUGGUGUCUACGAACGAUCAACAUGA
Molecule: messenger RNA, 981 nt
Organism: Dothidotthia symphoricarpi CBS 119687
Lineage: Eukaryota; Fungi; Ascomycota; Dothideomycetes; Pleosporales; Dothidotthiaceae
Product: Fibrillarin
Exons: 3
Coding region: 1-981 (326 amino acids)
Biological process (GO): rRNA methylation; box C/D sno(s)RNA 3'-end processing
Cellular component (GO): small-subunit processome; nucleolus; box C/D methylation guide snoRNP complex
Molecular function (GO): rRNA methyltransferase activity; RNA binding; histone H2AQ104 methyltransferase activity
Source: RefSeq, a predicted model, not a curated record